Molecule: messenger RNA, 2692 nt
Organism: Marchantia polymorpha subsp. ruderalis
Lineage: Eukaryota; Viridiplantae; Streptophyta; Marchantiopsida; Marchantiales; Marchantiaceae
Source: the annotation of a GenBank genome assembly
UGCACACACAUAGCCAUCGGCAUCUGAAGGUCGACUUCGGGUGUCCGGGUAUAUAAGGCCCGACUCUAGGCAAUCGUACUCACUGACUUACUUGCUCUUCAGCUUUCUAGCUGCAUUCUCACUGCUACAUCUUGUAUACGAUAGUGUCGUGAAGUUACUGCGGUUUCAUAGGUGCAGCAGAAGUGUAGAGGCAGGUGAGGUGAUCAUUGGGUCACUCAUUGAUCAUACCAGGACUUGUAGUGACAGAUUCAGAUCUGCAAAUCAAGGAACUUUGGGAGAAACCCGGAUUCUGAAGGGGAGUUGGAACCCUGUUCGUGACUUAGUUCCCGGCACGUCUGAAUCUUGAUCUCAAAUGUACAAUGGCCACAACUCGCCCCACUGAAGUUGUUCGAAAGGCAAUCGUCGAGCAGCUGGAAAUUGAACUUUUCUAACGUGAAUUUUAUUUGAAAGUGCGCAUCUCCAACAUCCAGGCUUUCUUGCAAACUACCUGCAGAUAUGGCCACCACUUCGACCAGCGUCAGGCGGUUUACUUUACUGCUGUUCGCUCUGCUUGCUCAACUGUCGGUGACGGUCACAGCAGGGCUCACUGGAGGCAUCAUCCGUCGCAAGGGCACUGCCUUCGUGGACUCCGCAGGAAACCCAUUCCUGGUCCAUGGAUGCAACUUCUACUGGUUGAUGUACCAGGGUGCAUCACCUGCUAGUCGUCCGAUGGUGGACAAAGUAUUCCAGGAUGCCCAAACGCUGGGACUCAACGUUGGGCGCACCUGGGCUUUCUCUGAUGGUGGCGACAGAGCUCUUCAGAUUUCUCCUGGAGUUUACGACGAGAACGUCUUCAAGGCAUUGGAUUACGCCGUAUACCAAGCUCAGAAGCACAACAUGAGACUUGUGAUGAGUCUGGUCAACAACUACGAUUCUUACGGAGGAAAGCCGCAAUACGCUAUCUGGGGGCGCCAGAAAGGCUUGAAUUUGGCGAACGAUGAUGCGUUUUACACCAACGCCAUGCUUCGAACGUGGUACAAGAAUCACGUCAAGAAAGUGUUGACGAGAGUGAACACCUACACCGGAGUGGCAUACAAGGACGAUCCCACCAUCUUCGCCUGGGAGCUUAUGAACGAGCCCCAUUGCGAGACCGACCCCAGUGGCAACACUAUCGCGGCUUGGGUGAAGGAAAUGGCUGCUUAUCUUAAGUCGAUCGACAGUAAGCACCUUCUCGAGAUCGGGCUGGAAGGAUUCUACGGCGCGAGCACGGCCGCAACCCGCAGGUGGGCCAACCCCUUCGAGUCCGACGGUGCGGGAACCGACUUCAUUCGCCUGAACAAAAUUGCCAACGUCGACUACGCCACAGUCCACUCCUACCCGGACCUCUGGCUGCCGUCGUGGACCAACGCCGCGAAGCUGACGUUCCUGCAGAUCUGGGUGAACAUUCACAUCAAGGACGCAACGAACAUCCUCAACAUGCCCGUGCUGUUCUGCGAGUUCGGUAAGAACAGCCGCGUGCCGGGCUUCGUGCCCGCGCAGCGGCAGCAGUUUUUCUGGACCGUCUACAACAGCGUCUUCUCUUCCAUCAGCAAGGGCGGCGGCGGCGCUGGCUCCAUGCUCUGGCAACUUCUGCCCAAGGGCAUGGAGGCGUGGGACGACGGCUUCGCCAUCUAUGCCAGCGACUCCUCCACGUCCAGCAUCAUCGACGUCCAGACCUCGCGCCUCAGCAAGGCCCGGGCCACUCUCAUGGCCGCCGCCGCCGACAAGCCCAAGUACAGGCGACUGCUGCUCUAGUCAGCGCCGCCCCCCUCCCUCCCCUCUCCGUCGAUCCAGCUCUCCGUCGGUCCCCCACGCUUUCGGGGGACCUUGAGAGAGAGCGCAAACCAUGGAAAAACAUCGUGCCCCAUUCUUUUCAGCUUUCCGUCGGGAGCGGCCUCGAUGGCUCACCUUCAGAGAAAGCGCCAAACUCUGUAAACAGUUCGCCUUUUCCUUCCGUCCCCAUUCCUGCUUCCCUUCGGCCUCGCCCGAAAGUGAGAGCGCACCCGUAGCCAGUCUAGAGCCAGUCGGAAGAAUCGUAGGCCAGUUUGUCGACUAGAAUUCUUUCAGCUCUCCUCCUCGACCGGACCCUUGCAGACUUGUCGAGGGCGAGUGUGCCACGUUAGUGAACACUAAGGGAACUCUCUGUGUGUGCUUGUGUGUGUGAGGGGACGACGUCCCAAAUUCAAUGUCAUUACAGAUAGGGGUACGAUUCUGACAGAAUUGACGACCCCGUACACGUCACAUUGAGUUAGUCCAGUCUCUGCUUUCCUUCGGGAGGCAGUCACCGUAUAAACCUGUGACUAGAUAGAUAGAUAGAUAGACUGAUAGAUAGUUAGAUGGAUAGAUUGACAAUGUCCGAUUAUCUUCCUAACUGAUCGAGUCCGUCAGUUGUAGUGCGAAGAAUCAGCUGGAGAAAUAACGCAUCUGGAGUAAAUCCGAUCGAUGUGAUCUGCUCUACAGUGUGGGGCAGCAGCUCGGUUCGUAAAAUCAUUAUCUCAACCUCAUCGAAUAAGUGGCUCCAGAUCUAGAAGCCAUGACCUUUCCUAGUGUCAUGGGAUAUCGCCUCCAGGUUAGCUCCGGAUAGAGAGUAGCCUAGGACCUUAGCGAGCAUGUAAAUCUCAUCUGUUCUACGAAUAAUUUCUUAUAAAUCGCACGAUAUGUGCAUAUUUCCCGG